Diorhabda sublineata is the source of this 1405-nucleotide messenger RNA. RefSeq lists its product as uncharacterized. Gene Ontology annotation, cellular component: plasma membrane; protein-containing complex. The transcript has 10 exons. Gene Ontology annotation, biological process: establishment or maintenance of epithelial cell apical/basal polarity; heterophilic cell-cell adhesion. The record is from RefSeq and is a predicted model, not a curated record. The coding region runs from base 290 to 1405 and encodes 371 amino acids. NCBI's taxonomy places the organism in Eukaryota, Metazoa, Arthropoda, Insecta, Coleoptera, Chrysomelidae.
GCAGUGACUCUAUGUCCCUACAGACGAUAGCAUCGUGCGGUUAGUAUUCUAAUACUAAUUUCAGCAUUAUCGAAAUAUCGCGUUCGAAUAAAUGUGAAAAUCCUUUCUUUCUGCAUAGAAAAUUGGAAGUGAAACUUGUGUUAAGAGCAUCGUAAUGUUUACCCUAAUGUGAUUUACAAAGUAUUUUUCUGGAGAACUGGACUAUAAAUUCACGAUUGAUCAAACCGGAUCAAGAAAACAGUUCCAGGUAUAAUCUGAUUCUACCCAACCGUCAAAAACCUGGUCUAUAAUGUGGUUUCUUCUCGUUCUACUGUCUACUUUCUCUUCAACUUUUUCCGGUGCUAACAAGAAAAGCUGUGGUGGUGUGUAUACUGCUGCGAGAGGAGUCUUAAGUACGCCAAAUUUUCCAGAUCCCUUUAAAGUUCCUAUAAAUUGUGAAUGGGUAAUUGACGCUCAAUUAUCUUCAGCUGCAAAUACUUCGAUAGUUGUCUACCUAACUCAACUUUUUGUUUACGAAGGCUUGACAUUCACAGAAUAUCAAAUUUAUGGUGAUGAUUACAAAAUUAAUCCAAAAAUAAUCCAUACAGUGAACGAGACCAAUAUAAGUCGUACCAGAUGGAUAAAAACUUAUCAAAGCUUUUUGGUAAUACAAUUGAAGUUAUCCUCUGCAGAUAGUGUGCAUUUGAGAGUAUUAGAUAAAUUUUUGGACGUAUUUGGUUUCAACAUUACUUAUGAAAUCACUACAGGGAGCGUAAGAAGUAAUUCUUGUACCAUGAUGGAUUGUGGAUUCACUGGAAAUUGCUAUGACUAUUACACGAAAUUCAGCUGCUCAUGUUUACAAGGAUAUUCAGGACCAACCUGUUCCAAUGGAUCCAAUUCAUUUUGCGAUCCAGGAGGUGUACGCACUUGUAAAAAUGGAGGACGAUGCAUUCAUGUAGGAGUAGCGGCUGUUAGAUGUGCGUGUACCUCAAACUUUACCGGUCCUACCUGCGACACACCUGUAAUUUCAGAAACUACACGAGAUUGUAGCAGAUGUAGAAUAUGUCCAUCUGACGACCGUUUCGAAGCUCAAUGUAAAUGUGUUAACAAAGACAGUGUCAAUAUAUCCCACAUUUCCAAAGAAGAACCGGAUACAGAGCAUAACACACUGUUAAAUUUUGAACCAAAACCAAAUACAAAUACUAUAAUCAAUGACCCUGACUACCCACAAAGUUGUCAAUCUACUUCAGCUCAACCAGAAGUUGAACAAAUCGUUAACCCAAUAUCUAACUCGGAAGCAAAUGUAGUACUAUUAUCGAUAGCAGUAGGUCAUGUGGAAGGUAAAACAGCAAUACUAGAAAUCCCAGAUGACAUGUGUCCAAUUAUUUCAUUCGAAAAAGUACACGAGUCUCCAUGGAUUGAUUAA